This is a messenger RNA of Ilex paraguariensis (yerba mate), 1526 nucleotides long. Lineage: Eukaryota; Viridiplantae; Streptophyta; Magnoliopsida; Aquifoliales; Aquifoliaceae. The record is from the annotation of a GenBank genome assembly.
AGGAGCAAAGCCAAGUUUCAGAUGGAACCCAACACUGGAGUAACAUUUGACGAUGUAGCUGGAGUUGAUGAAGCAAAGCAAGAUUUUCAAGAAAUUGUGGACUUCUUAAGAACCCCAGGAAAAUUUGCAGCAGUUGGGGCAAGAAUUCCCAAAGGGGUGCUUUUAGUUGGGCCACCAGGGACUGGGAAAACUUUGCUGGCCAGGGCCAUUGCUGGAGAAGCAGGAGUACCAUUCUUUUCUCUCUCUGGAUCAGAGUUCAUUGAAAUGUUCGUUGGAGUUGGGGCUUCAAGAGUGAGAGAUUUAUUCAACAAGGCAAAGGAGAAUUCACCUUGCUUGGUUUUUAUUGAUGAGAUUGAUGCUGUUGGAAGGCAGAGAGGAGCUGGCAUUGGUGGAGGAAAUGAUGAAAGAGAACAGACUUUGAAUCAGUUGCUCACGGAAAUGGAUGGGUUUACAGGAAAUAGUGGAGUCAUUGUCAUUGCUGCUACUAAUAGGCCUGAAAUUCUUGAUCAAGCUUUGCUUAGGCCAGGAAGGUUUGACAGACAGGUCACUGUAGGACUUCCAGAUGUGAGAGGGAGGGAAGAAAUAUUAAGGGUUCAUAGUAACAACAAGAAGCUUGAAACGGACGUUUCUCUUAGUGUGAUUGCAAUGAGAACUCCAGGCUUCAGUGGUGCAGAUUUAGCUAACCUAAUGAAUGAAGCAGCCAUUCUUGCUGGUCGCAGAGGCAAAGAUAAGAUCACAUCAAAAGAGAUUGAUGACUCAAUUGAUCGAAUUGUGGCAGGAAUGGAGGGAACCAAGAUGACUGAUGGAAAGAACAAGAUUUUAGUAGCUUAUCAUGAAGUUGGACAUGCUGUUUGCGCGACAUUGACUCCAGGCCAUGAUCCAGUACAGAAAGUCACAUUGAUUCCUCGGGGCCAAUCCCGUGGUCUAACAUGGUUCAUUCCUGGUGAAGACCCGAGCCUCGUCUCUAAGCAGCAACUAUUUGCUAGAAUAGUCGGAGGUCUUGGAGGUCGGGCAGCUGAGGAAAUAAUCUUUGGUGAACCAGAAAUCACUACCGGUGCAGCUGGGGACUUGCAACAAAUAACUCAGAUAGCAAGACAGAUGGUAACAAUGUUUGGAAUGUCUGAGGUUGGGCCUUGGGCAUUGAUUGAUCCAGCAGUUCAAAGCAGUGAUGUGGUACUGAGGAUGCUAGCAAGAAACUCAAUGUCAGAAAAACUUGCAGAGGACAUCGAUACAUCUGUGAGGCGUAUUAUUGACAACACGUUUGAAAUUGCAAAAAUGCAUGUAAGGAACAACAGGGAGGCAAUUGAUAAACUGGUGGAGGUGCUACUAGAGAAGGAGACCCUCACAGGAGAUGAGUUUAGAGCAAUCCUCUCAGAAUUUACAAUUGUUCCCUUAGAUAAAAUUAAGAAAACCGGUGUCCGUGAGAUGAUUGAAGCUUAAGUAACCUCAUCAAUGUACAGUUAUUAAGAUGAAAUAGUUCAACAAUGCUAUAUAUAAUACAUGAACAGUAGAGGAAAACAAUAUCA